This is a messenger RNA of Coregonus clupeaformis (lake whitefish), 20698 nucleotides long. RefSeq names its product protein piccolo-like. The record is from RefSeq and is a predicted model, not a curated record. NCBI's taxonomy places the organism in Eukaryota, Metazoa, Chordata, Actinopteri, Salmoniformes, Salmonidae. Gene Ontology annotation, biological process: presynaptic active zone assembly; protein localization to synapse. The transcript has 34 exons. Gene Ontology annotation, cellular component: GABA-ergic synapse; glutamatergic synapse; axon. Bases 21 to 20651 code for a protein of 6876 amino acids. Gene Ontology annotation, molecular function: protein binding; metal ion binding; structural constituent of presynaptic active zone.
AGGAAGAGGAGGACCCCGCCAUGUUCUCUAACUUUCUAAGCGGGGCAAACCCCCUCAGCUCUGUCUCCUCUGCUGUCAGAGGAGGUCUUUUUGGAGACAAUGGGGAGGUGGACAAACAGAAAGCAGGCCCUCAGCAUCCUGGGUCAGGCCCUGUUCAUGGCCCUGGGAAGGCCCCACAGCAGAAACAGGGAGGACCCCAGCUGCAGGGGAACGGUCAGGCUGGUCAAGCAGCCAAACCUAGCGGGCAGCAAGCCCCCGCUAAGGUUGGACCACAACAGCAAGGACCUCCUAAGGGUGGACCACAACAGCAAGCCCCUCAACAGCAAGGACCUGCAAAAGGUGGACCACAACAGCAAACCCCCCAACAGCAAGCCCCUGCUAAGGGUGGACCACAACAGCAAGCCCCCCAACUACAAGUCCAUGCUAGGGGUGGAUCACAACCGCAAGCACCUGCUAAAGGUGGACCGCAACAACAAGGGUCACCUAAGGUUGGCGCUCAGCCACAAGGGUCCCCCAAGGGUGGACCACAACAGCAAGGAUCUGCUAAAGAUGGACCCCAACAGCAAGGUUCACCUAAAGUUGGAGCUCUGCCACAAACUCCUAAGGGACCACAACAGCAAGGACCUGCUAAGGGUGGACCCCAACAUCAAGGGUCCCCUAAGGUUGGAGCUCAGCCACAAGGGUUGCCUAAGGUUGUAGCUCAGCCACAAGGGUCCCCUAAGAUUGGCACUCAGCAGAAGGGGUCCCCCAGGACUACACCACAGCAGCAGGCCGCUGGUAAAGCUUUGCCUCAGUCUAAAGCUGGACCUAUGGCUGGAGCUAAACCCCUGUGCCCAGUGUGUAACACUACUGGACUCAACCUACACUCCAAGGAGCCACCCAACCAUAACACCUGCACACAGUGUAAGACUGUCGUCUGCAGCUUGUGUGGCUUCAGUCCUCCUGACUCUGGCGGUAAGGAGUGGCUGUGUCUGACCUGUCAGAUGCAAAGAGCACUCGGAGGCUCUGACCCACCUGGAACCCCCAAGAUGAAACUCCAGCCUUCACCCAACAAAGCCUCUAUAUCUCCUGCACCACAGAAGAAAGACACCUCUACACCAGGCUCCCCCCAGAGAAAACCUGCUACAUCAGCAACACAGCCACUCAAGGCAGAGGCUGCUAGAGCAGCAGACCCUCACAAACCGGCCAGCCCAGCGCCUGCUCAGAAGGCACCACAGGAGAACCGGAGAACAUCAGGGCCUCAGAAACCACCAGAGCAGCCAGGCCAACCUGGUCAUGAGCAGAGUAAUGCCACCCCGUCCACACAGCAGGUGCCUGGGAAGCCUCAGCAACAACCUCCAAAAGGUGGGACAUCUCCUGCCAAAGCUGUGCCACCACUACAGUCCCAGCCCCCCAAGCAGGAGUCAGGGGGCUUCUUUGGUGGCUUUGGUGGUCCUAAAUCUCAGUCUACCUCAAAGCCUGAAGAUUCAGUGUCUGGGAAGAUGUUUGGCUUUGGCUCCUCCAUCUUCAGCUCUGCAUCCACUUUGAUCACCUCAGCUGUUCAGGAUGAGCCCCAUGUCACACCACCAGCUUCCCCCAAGGUGUCUGGAGCAGCCCAGGCCUCUCCCAAGAUGCCCCCUGUAAAGGAGACCAAACCACCUGCUGCUCAGAAAGCAGAGGAGAAAAAAGCAGAGCAACCCCAGCAGGCUGCAGUCACCCCAUCAGUACAGGCCAAAGUGGACAAACCCCUAUCAGAGCCUCCAAAGGGAGCAGCAUCUUCCCAACCAGCUCCCAAAGCAGGCCAGUCCACCUGUCCGCUUUGCAAGGUGGACCUCAACAUGGACUCCAAGGACCUUCCCAACUACAACACCUGCACCGAAUGCAAGAACACUGUCUGCAACCUCUGUGGAUUUAACCCCAUGACAAAUGUUACUGAGGUGAAGGAGUGGCUGUGUCUGAACUGCCAGAUGAAGAGAAUGGAACCCCCAGGACCUCCCAUGAUGAAACCCCAACCCUCUCCAAAUAAAGGUUCUGCACCUCAGAAGGCCACUGUCACACCCAUCGCCACCCAAAAGAAAGACACUCCAACACCAGGCUCUCCCCAGAGAAAACCUGCUACAUCAGCAACACAGCCACUCAAGGCAGAGGCUGCUAGAGCAGCAGACCCUCACAAACCGGCCAGCCCAGCGCCUGCUCAGAAGGCACCACAGGAGAACCGGGGAACAUCAGUGCCUCAGAAACCACCAGAGCAGCCAGGCCAACCUGGUCAUGAGCAGAGUAAUGCCACCCCGUCCACACAGCAGGUGCCUGGGAAGCCUCAGCAACAACCUCCAAAAGGUGGGACAUCUCCUGCCAAAGCUGUGCCACCACUACAGUCCCAGCCCCCCAAGCAGGAGUCAGGGGGCUUCUUUGGUGGCUUUGGUGGUCCUAAAUCUCAGUCUACCUCAAAGCCUGAAGAUUCAGUGUCUGGGAAGAUGUUUGGCUUUGGCUCCUCCAUCUUCAGCUCUGCAUCCACUUUGAUCACCUCAGCUGUUCAGGAUGAGCCCCACAUCACACCACCAGCUUCCCCCAAGGUGUCUGCAGCAGCCCAGGCCUCUCCUAAGAUGCCCCCUGUAAAGGAGACCAAACCACCUGCUGCUCAGAAAGCGGAGAAGAAAGCAGAGCAACCCCAGCAGGCUGCAGUCCCCCCAUCAGUACAGGCCAAAGUGGACAAACCCCCAUCAGAGCCUCCAAAGGGAGCAGCAUCCUCCCAACCAGCUCCCAAAGCAGGACAGUCCACCUGCCCACUCUGCAAGGUGGAACUCAACAUGGCCUCCAAAGACCCUCCCAACUACAACACCUGUACCGAAUGCAAGAACACGUUCUGCAACCUCUGUGGAUUCAACCCCAUGCCAAAUGUUACUGAGGUGAAGGAAUGGCUGUGUCUGAACUGCCAGAUGCACAGAGCACUUGGAGGAAUGGAACCUCAAGGACCUACCAUGAUGAAACCUAAGCCUUCCCCCAACAAAGACUCUGCUCCUGCUGCUUCUCAAAAGAGAGACACUCCAACACCAUCUGGUCCCCCAAAAGUAGCCACUGCACCAGCCUUACCCAAAAAGGAGCCAGUGACUCCAGCCUCCCAGCCUGUCCCCUCAAAACCUGAAGAGUCAGUGUCUGGAAAGGUGUUUGGCUUUGGUUCCUCCAUUUUCAGCUCUGCAUCCACUUUGAUCACCUCAACUGUUCAGGACGAGCCCCACACCACACUGCCAGCUUCCCCCAAGGUGUCUGCACCUGUUGCACCUCAAAAGAAGGAAACUCCCACACCAACUGGUGCCCAAAAAGGUGCAUCAACACCAGCAUCACCCAAAAAAGAGGCUCAAACACCAGCCACAGCCCCAAAGAAGGACAUCCCAAUGCCAGGCUCCCCCCAGAGAAAGCCAGACUCCCCCGCAAUGACUGCAAAGCAGGACCAGAAAUCUGCAGGUCCUCUAAAUCCAGGAGACCCAUCAGGGGCUAAGCAGGGGAGUGCUGCACAACCACAGCAGCAGCCCCCACAGCAGAAGACUCCACAAGUCCAGCCUCAGCAGACCCCAGCAAGUGCACUGAAAGCAGAGCCUGGGAAGCCUCAGCAACAGCCUCCUAAAGUUGGAACCUCUCCAGGACCUGCUCAGAAGGCACCACAGGAGAACCGGAGAACAUCAGAACCUCAGAAACCACCACAGCAGCCCAGCCUUGGGCGUAGGCAGAGUAGUGCCAUUCCAUCAAUACAACAACACCCCAAGCAGGAGUCAGGAGGCUUCUUUGGCUUUGGUGGUCCCAAAUCUCAGUCUAACCCCUCAAAGCCUGAAGAGUCAGUGUCUGGGAAGAUGUUUGGCUUUGGCUCCUCCAUCUUCAGCUCUGCAUCCACUUUGAUCACUUCAGCUGUUCAGGACGAGCCCCACACCACUCUGCCAGCUUCCCCCAAGGUGUCUGCACCGGCCUCUCCCAAGAUGCCCCCUGCAAAGGAGACCAAGCAACCUGCUGCUCAGAAAGCAGAGGAGAAGAAAGCAGAGCAACCCCAGCAGGCCAAGGUCCCCCCAUCAAUACAGGCCAAAGUGGACCAACCCCCAUCAGAGCCUCAAAAGGGAGCAGCAUCCUCCCAACCAGCACCCAAAGCAGGCCAGUCCACUUGUCCACUCUGCAAGGUGGACCUCAACAUGGACUCCAAGGACUCUCCCAACUACAACACCUGCACCGAAUGCAAGAACACUGUCUGCAACCUCUGUGGAUUUAACCCCAUGCCACAUGUUACAGAGGUGAAGGAAUGGCUGUGUCUGAACUGCCAGAUGCAGAGAGCACUUGGAGGAAUGGAACACCCAGAACCUCCCAUGAUGAAACCCCAUCCCUCGCUCAGCAAAGUUUCUACACCUGUUGCACCUCAAAAGGAGACUCCGGCAUCUCAAAAGGAAAAGGCGACUGCCAUACCUGCUGUAGCUCAGAAGAAGGCCGCCUCCACACUCCAAAAAGAGGAGACAACCACACUUGCUGCACCACAAAAAGAGACUCCAUUACCAGCCUCAUCCAAAAUGGGGGAGACAUCAGUUACAGCUAUAAAGCAGGACACUCCAACACCAGAGUCACCACAAAUGAAAAGGGAUCCUACACCACCAGGUGUGUCUGUAACAGAUGAGGUCCCAACCACAGCUUUACCUGUGAAGAAGGAGGUUUCUGCCUCUGCCCUUAUCAAGGAGGAACCAACUCCUGCCUCAGCUCUCACCAAGGUGGGACCAACUUCUGCCUCCCCUCUCAUCAAGGAGGCACCAACUCCUGUCUCAGCUCUCACCAAGGAGGCACCAACUCCUGCCUCAGCUCUCACCAAGGAGGUCCCUGUUUCACUUCUCACUAAGGAGGCACCAGCCCCAGCCUCACCUCAAAAUAAUAAGGAACCUAUACUACCAGGGUCACAAGACAGAAAGGUGGCCCCAACACCAGGUUCAACCCAAGAUAACGAGGCUGUACAAUCAGGUUUACCUCUGAAGAUGGAAGCACCACCUUCGAAAGCAGUAGAGACUAAAGAGGUCCAACUUCCAGCUGCAAUACAAAGCAAUGAGGCACCUGUUCCAGAUUCACUCAAAACAAAAGAGAAUACAACAGUUGACUCCACACUGAAAAAAGAGGCUUCAUCUACAGAGAUCUCAAUUGACAACCAGAAACCUGCAAUUGUUCAAAAGUCGAUGGAGCCACCAGCCACACCUACAAACAAGCAGAAUGAGGCUGUUCAACCCUUACAGCAGCCAGAAAAGCAAAUGCCUGCGCAGGAACAGCCAGCUACACAACCUCCGGCACAAGUACAGCCCCAGGAAGCUCCAAAGCCAGAUCCCAAAAUCACUCCCCCAAAGCAGGAGCUUGGGAAACCAGCCAGCCCAGCAUCUGCUCAGAAGGCACCAGAGAACCGGAGAACAUCAGAACCUCAGACACCACCACAGCAGCCCAGCCAGCCUGGGCGUAGGCAGAGUAGUGCCAUUCCAUCCACACAGCAACACCCCAAGCAGGAGUCAGGAGGCUUCUUUGGCUUUGGUGGUCCUAAAUCUCAGUCUACCCCCUCAAAGCCCGAAGAGUCAGUUUCUGGGAAGAUGUUUGGCUUUGGCUCCUCCAUCUUCAGCUCUGCAUCCACUUUGAUCACUUCAGCUGUUCAUGACGAGUCCCGCACCACACCGCCAGCUUCCCCCAAGGUGUCUGCACCGGCCUCUCCCAAGAUUCCCCCUGGAAAGGAGACCAAACCACCUGCUGCUCAGAAAGCAGAGGAGAAGAAAGGAGAGCAACACCAACAGGCCAAGGUCCCCCCAUUAUUACAAGCCAAAGUGGACAAACCCCCAUCAGAGCCUCCAAAGGGAGCAGCAUCCUCCCAACCAGCUCCCAAAGCAGGCCAGUCCACCUGUCCACUCUGCAAGGUGGAACUCAACAUGGGCUCCAAGGACCCUCCCAACUACAACACCUGCACCGAAUGCAAGAACACGUUCUGCAACCUCUGUGGAUUCAACCCCAUGCCACAUGAAACAGAGGUAAAGGAAUGGCUGUGUCUGAACUGCCAGAUGCAGAGAGCACUUGGAGGAAUGGAACCCACAGGACCGCUGAUGAUUAAACCCCAACCCUUGCCCAGCAAAGUCUCCACACCUGUUGCAUCUCAAAAGCUGACCCCAGCACCAGCUAAACCCCAAAAUGAGGAGAUUCCAGUACCUGUGGCUGCCCAAAAAGAGAGAACUCCACCCACUGUACCUCAGGAGACACUAAUACCCGCUGGAACCCCAUCAACAGGUGCAGUCAAAAAGGAGGAGACCCCAGCACCAGCAUCCUCACAAAACAAACAGGCUCCACCUGCUGUGGCUGCAAAGGACAACCAGGAACCUAUAAUUGUUCAGAAACCAGUGGACCAAAUAAUUCCAGCGACACCCAAACCCAGUGUAGCUGCUACACCUGCACAGCAGCCAGAAAAGCAAACUCCUCCACUGCAACAGCCUGCUGCAAAGCCCCCACCACAAGUACAGCCCCAGCAAGUUCCAAAGCCAAACCCCAAAACUGAGCAGGAGCCUGGAAAGCCUCAACAACAGCUUCCAAAAGGUGGGACCUCUCCUGCCAAAGCUGUACUGCAACCACAGGCCCAGCCCCCAAAGCAGUCAGGGGUCUUCUUUGGCUUUGGUGGUCCUAAGUCUCAGCCUGCUGCCUCAAAGCCUGAAGGGUCAGUUUCUGGGAAGAUGUUUGGCUUUGGCUCCUCCAUCUUCAGCUCUGCAUCCACUUUGAUCACCUCAGCUGUUCAGGACGAGCCCCGCAACACACCGCCAGAUUCCCCCAAGGUGUCUGCACCGGCCUCUCACAAGAUGCCCCCUGCAAAGGAGACCAAACCACCUGCUGCUCAGAAAGCACAGAAGAAGAAAGCAGAGCAACCCCAGCAGGCGAAGGCCACCCCAUUAUUACAGGGCAAAGUUGACCAACCCCCAUUAGAACUUCCAAAGGGAGCAGCAUCUUCCCAACCAGCUCUCAAAGCAGGCCAGUCCACCUGUCCACUCUGCAAGGUGGAACUCAACAUGGGCUCCAAGGACUCUCCCAACUACAACACCUGCACCGAAUGCAAGAACACUGUCUGCAACCGCUGUGGAUUUAACCCCAUGCCACAUGAAACAGAGGAAUGGCUGUGUCUGAACUGCCAGACACAGAGAGCUCUGUCUGGUCAACUGGGAGGCAUGGGGAAGAUGGCCCAGCCACAGCUCACUAAGACUGGUGCCCAGCCCACACCACAGCCAACUAAGACUGGUGCCCAGCCCACACCACAGCCUGCAGCCACUUCCACCAAGACUGAGCCCCAGGCUCCAGCAGCAACCACAACCAAGGCCAAGGCUGUUCCUCUCACAUCAGAGCCCAUUCCACCCACACCAACAACUGCCCUUGCACAAAAGGAGCUGGAGCCAAAGGUGGAAGUCCCAGAGGCUGAAGCUCCCAAGGCAGUCGCCAAGGCUGAGGCUCCAAAGACAGAAGUUCUCAAGUUGAAGAUCGCCAAGGCAGAGGCACCAAAUAUUUUUCCUACAACUGAGCUGCCCAAACCUGUACCACCUAAAUCUGAACCACCCAAGACUGAGGCUCCAGCAGUAGCUGCUCAUGUUGUCUCUGUCUCAGUAACUGAUGCCAUGACUGCUCUUGCUCCGCUAUCCACCACAGUUUCUACUGCCAUUGCUGUCACUCCAGCCACUGUGGAGAAGAAGCCAGAGGCUAAAUCUCAACCAGCAGAGCUACCUAAACCAGCAGAGGAGAAGGUUGAGAAGCCACUGAAGCAACAGGAACCACUACCUGUCACAGUGGCUGAGAGGGUAACUCCACAACCAGACCCAACAGCUGAUACUAUCAAGGAAGUGGCCACUCCAUUGGCUGGAAAGGUGGAUGAUGUCCUUCCUGAACCUCAGCAGAUUCUCACUGAGAAGGACACUGUGGAGGAGGGGAAAGAGUCAACUGCAGCCUCCCACCUAGUGGACCAGGUAGUAGUUGAGGUACAGUCCAGCCCAACCAGUCCAUUUGAGGCUGACACCAAGACUGAGGACCAUAGUAACAAGUCCCAGGAUGGACCAGAUAUACUUCCCAUCUCACAGGGCUCUUACACCUCCGAGGAGGAGCUGAAGGAGGUGCAGACAGUCAGAAAGGAAGAGGUGAAUGGGGAGAUGAGGCAUCUGAAUUACGUGCCGAUGGAGGAGAGCAGUGGAAGCGAACCCUCUCCCUCGCCCCAGCUCCAGAGACGGAGGUUAAGUGCGGUAGCGGUCAGCACGGCAGCGUCGUCCAGCAGCGAGGACUACAAAGCAGACAGCCCAGCAGUCAGCCCAGACUCAUCUGUGGAUGAGGAGGAGUUCAUCCGCAGGCAGAUCAUGGGAAUGACAGGAGAGGAGGAGAUGUCUCUCUCAGAGGAGGAAAAAGAGGAGAAAGAGUGCAGAGAGGAGGAGACCAAGGAGGCCGAGGUGGAUAACACAUCAGGCAAAUCCAAACCUCUGCUAAAGAAAGGCAGUAUGGAUAAUGAAGACAGCCCAGCCAGGAGACCAUCUCUUCCAGGAUCUGAGGCUAAAACCACUGUAGAUAGUACUGAACUCACUGAGCUCACCACUGUGUUUAAGAAAGCCAUGACGCGGCAGAGAACAAAGAGCACGGACAAUGGGGAUGCUGAGGUGGAGAGCAUCACAGAGUCUCUGGAGGACAAGUCCAAAGGUGAGGGGUCAUCCAGUGUCCAGGUGUCCAGCUUCACCCCUGGAACCUCCCCCACCUCAGCCUCUUCUCUGGAGGAGGACAGCGACAGCAGCCCCAGUCACAAGAGGAGUGGGGAGGGGAAACAGCACCGCAAGGCCAAGCACAGGCAGGCUGGCCAGUCCCUCCCCACCAUCAAGGACUCGUCAGAGGAGGAGGAGGAGCUCAGGGAAGAGGAAGAUCACCUCAGGGAGCAGGAGAAACAGAAGGAAUCGGACCAGCAGCAGGGGAAGAGGAGCUCUAAGAAGUCCAAGAGGGAUAAAGAUGAACUACGGACUCAGAGGAAAUGGGAUCACCCUGUAACCUCGCUCAGUAACCUGUCUCCUUUUGAAAAUGCCUCGCCCACUGAGGAGGUGAGGCAGGCUAGAGAGAUGGAAGUGCUUCAGAAAACCUCAGGCUCUGACUAUUCUCCUAGCAUGGAGUCUGAUUCAGAGGCGUUUCACACAGAGGCCAAGAUAGCUGUUCCAAAAGGACAGAAGUUCAGUACUGCAAAGCCACUAAAGAGUGCAGAGGAGGCAUAUGAGGAGAUGCUUCAGAAAGCUAGAUCUCUUAAAGGAGAGACAGAGCAAGUCCCUGAGAUAGAGCCACUCUACGGAGGCAUGGCCAUAGAGGACUACCUCUAUGAGUCCCUAGUGGAGGAGCCUGAAGCUAAACGUAGUUCAGCCCAACCGGAGCAGCCCAGUAAAGACCAUGCUAAAGAACCAGGGAAGAAAGGUUUAAGGUCUCCUGAAGAGGUAUAUGAGGAGAUGAUGCAGAAAAAGAAGGAACUGAUGUUGAUAGAGCAGGAGUUUCAGAGGGCUCAGUCAGCUAUGGACACUCCAAAUCCAGAGAUACAUGUGACUGCACCAUCCAGUGCUGCAGCUAAGAGCUGCAAAGUUGGUGAGGCAGAGGGAGAGAAGCCUAUGUUAGAUGCUGAUUCUACCUACGUUAAGAAAAAGAAACGUCCUGCUCCACCACGGCCCUCUGAACCUCCUAAACGGCCUGAGGUCAAAGUUGCAAAGCCAACAGUUCCUCAGGAUAUGACUAUGAGGAGGGCUCUUUUCCCCAUACCGGACUUGAAAAUCACCCAGUGUUCCUCUGGAGAGGAUGAGACGGACGAUAGUAUAAUAGAGGAGUAUGGAGUGGGAGUGUCCUCUGAUAUUACCCCUAGUGAUGAGUCUGAGACUAAAGAACAGGUAGAGUCCACUCCAGUUUCAGAGCAUACACCAAUAACAGAGGCAGCUGAGAUUGAACCGAUCACUGUAGUGUGUGAGGUUCCCCAGGCGAAAGUUACUCCAGCUCCUGCCUCUGCCGCUGAAACAGUUCUAGCCACCAGUACAACUACCACACCAUCACCAAUCUCUCCAGUAUCACCGCCCACCUCACCAGCGACUCCAGACUCAAGUCUAGCCUCCAAUGCUACGUCCUCCUCCUCUUUCCAAGCUCCAAGUCCUCUCUCCUCCGACUCUACUCCAGUGUCCAUUCCAACACCAGAACUGGCCAAAGCAGCAGCUCCCUUCGCAGCCCAGCCCCCUGCUGAUAUCUCCCCUCCUUCUAUUGCACCCAUUAUGUCUUUUUCUCCAACCACAGUUUUGGUCACAAUUCCAGAUGUGGUGGCAGAUCCAACCCAAGCACCAACACCAGCUACAACUACAGUCCAUGCUAGUGCUCCACCAGCCCAACCCCAAGUCCCUGCCUCAGCCCCAGCCCCUGCCUCAGUGGUGGUGCAGAUACCUGAUCCAGUUGUAGUCCAAAUGCCAGACCUGGUUACAUCUCCAUCCCAGAUGUCUGCUCAGGGUCCACCUUCUGUGCAGGUCAGAGCACCAACUCCAGUACCAAGCCCAGUACCUUCUGAACCCCCAUCUCCAGUCCCAGCUGCUCCCAGUGCAGUGCCAACUCCAGGUCCAGUCUCUGCUCCAACUCCAGCCCCAGCUCCAGUUGUAGUCCAAAUGCCAGACCUGAUUACCAUCACCUCGCCAGUUUCAUCCCAAGCCCCACCACCUGUGUCAGCCUCGGCUACUGCCCAAGCUACAGUGGUGCAUUCAGUCCCUGUCCAGACUGCUGCCCCACCUCCAACCCCAGUAGUAGUCCCAGCCGUAGGGACACGCCGAAUCCAGAGACAAGCCUCCACCAAAAAAGCCCCACCUCCUCCUCCUCCUCGGUCUACAUCAGUCUCCCUGCCCCAGACCUCAGCAGAGCCUACCUCUAUCAGGGCCAUCCAUAAUGUCUCCCCAACCAUGACCACCACUAUAGCCAUGGGAGCAGCUCUGCCUGUCCAGCCCAUACAGUCUGUGGUGGUGGAUGUACAGCCGCGAGUGGAGGACGUCCGGCCAGAAGGGGUUGCUGGCUCUCAGGUCAUGAUGACCCCAACCAGACAGGGGCAUGUGGUCAUCAUAGUCCCCAAUGUGGAGAACAUGUUGGUGCUCAGCCAGAUGACCCAAGACCUUGUGGCAAACUCAGUGGCAAUAACUACCACCUCUGCUGUGGUUGAAGGCAGUAGUCAGAUAGCAGCAAGGCCUGUGGUUGUCAGUGUUGCUCCUUUCUAUACUGCUCCCUCUGUUCCUGCUGUACCCAGCUCAGACACAUAUAUACCUGUGGCAGAUACCCCACCACGUCCUUUGCCCCCUCCACCACCCCCUGCCACUUUACUAAAGCCAGCUGUUUAUCCCAAAAAGCCUUCAGUUUCCAUCCCAUCUUCAGUCCCAACAACAGUGCUGGUCUCAGCUGCUUUGACAAUGGCACAGGCAACUGUAACAACCGCAGGCUCCAGUCCAGUACACAAGGCCUCUGCACCCCCUCCAGUCCCCCCCAAGCCUGUGUCCAUCCCUGCAGGGCUGGUGUUCAGCCACCGACCAGGGGAGAGCGUCAAACCUCCAGUGGUUCCCACCGCCAGCCACACACUUCCCAGGACCAGAGAAGUGGUUCCGAAAGCCAGCUUAGCACAGCCAUUCACAUCCACAACACUGCCCAGGACCAGAGAACCUCCCAAUGCCCUGUCUCUGAGUCUGACCACCCCAGUGGAGUCCAAGAUGAGUGCUACCUCACCCAGGUCCCCUCUUUCUCCAAGGAAUGCCAAGUCUCUGGAGACAUAUGUUGUGAUAACUCUGCCCUCAGAGCCUGGCACACCUACAGAUGGUAUCACUGUCCAAGCCCCCAUCAGAAGAGGGUCCAUCCACUCCUCUAAGCAGACAGGCCCAGGGGUUAGGACCACACCGUCAGAACAGCAGUCACCCAUUGAGCCCUUCUCAGCCCAGGCCACUGUCAGGAGAGCAUCAGUUCCCUCAUUGAGGCAGCCGCCACCACCAACAGCAGCAAUAGUACCAGUCGAAGUAGCAGCACCCCUAGAGGGAGUCACUGUUCAAUCAACAGCAAGGGGGCCUUCCAUACCAUCAGCUAUGCAGCCUCCAUACGGUAUAUCUGAGAUGGUGACAGUUUCAGCAGGGUCGGAGAUGCCUAUUCAGGUACACAAUGUCCCAGCUCCAAUCAAGAAACCGUAUAUACCUCCAACAGCCAAGCCACCGCAGACAGUGUCUGAGGUUAUCACAAUGCCAUUAGAGCCACAUGUUCCUGUAGAAGUGUCUGCAACUCAAGCCUCUGGUAGAAGGGCAUCAAUACCCGCUGUACCUCAAUAUGUGGCUGAAGUAAUGGCUUUACCAGCAGAGCAGGACAUACCUACAGAGGUGGUUUCAACUGAGGCCACGUGUGGAAGAGCAACAAUACCAUCAGAAAUGCAGCAACCACAAACCAUGGCAGAGGUAUCAGCAAUGCCCUUAGAAGCUAUACCCUUGACCAUGCAUCAGUCACCAUCACUAAUAGAGGUCGUUUUCAGAGCAUCAGUACCAUUAGAAAUGCAGCAACCACAAACCAUGGCAGAGGUAAUGCCGUUACAGCAGGAAAUACCUACUGAAGCUAUGGCCACCCGAGUCCAUGUAGAAGCUACACCCUCAACCAUGCAUCAGUCACCAUCUCUGAUAGAGGUGGUUUCAACUGAGGAUAUCUAUAGAAGAGCAUCAAUACCAUUAGAAAUGCAGCAACCACAAACCAUGGCAGAGGUAAUGCCAUUACAGCAGGAGAUACCGUCAAUACGAUCAGCUGCACCACAAUCACAAGCAGUGGCCGAAGUGAUGACUUUGCCUUCAGAGUAUGAAAUCCCUACGGAGGUUAUAACAACUGAGGCCACUACCACUAGAAGGACAUCCAUAUCCUCUGUAGCACAACAACCAUACACAUUUGCUGAAGUAAUCACUUACCCAUCAGAAUAUGAAACACCCAUCCAGGUGGUUACAACUGAGGCUAUUUCCACUACAAGUAGAGCGUCUAUAACCAUGCAGCAGCUUCUAACUAUGGCCCAGGUUAUCACAAUGCCUGCAGAGACAGAGGUACCUCUAGAGGCAUAUGCUGCCCAAGUCCCAUACAGGAGAGGAUCCAUCCCCUCAGCAGUGCAACCACCACAGGAAAUAUCAGAGUUCCUGAGUUACUCAUCAGAGUAUGAUACCCCCCUGGAGGUCAUUACAACUGAAGCCUACACCAGGAGAAUGUCAGUUCCCUCUUGCCAGGAGAUUCCCCAGACUGUCUCCAUGGCUCCAGUCACCAUCACCAGGAAGUUCCACCAGGAGUCGAUAGAGAGCCAGGAAAUCUGUGGGCCUGAGAAGGUGGUGUCCAGCCUGAGCCACGUGUACUCCUCCUCUAUCUCCACCUCAGCCCAGCCCCCGGAGAGCCUUCCCAGCCUGGUCACUCAGGUGGUCACCACCGAGGUUCAGAGAACCACUGUGUCUGUGGUCCAUGAGAGGCUGCCUCAGGUUCCUGCGUCAGACGCAGUGGCCAUCCCUAUCCAGCCAGAACUGGCUAAAGUCCAGCCCUCUCCCAAACAGAACGGGAAGAUCUAUUCCGGUGAUGCCAUUGACCUCCGCACCAUUAAGGCUGGUGUAAAGAUGACCGAUUCAGGGAUGGACUUGACGCCUCAGGAAUCGAGUCGCCAGUCCGUCUGUAGCAACUCUAGUGGCCGACAUACGGCAGUGCAGCCAGAGAUAGUGAACCUGAGUGCUGAGAUCACCCCUUCCACCACGCUGUCUGUUGUCACUGAUAGCAUCACUAUCGUCACCUGUUCAGCCACCAUUGCCUCCUACACCGAGCCAGCAGAAAAGCCUCUAGAUCUGCAGGGUUAUGUUGCUUCUAUGCCUCUCCCUCUCACCACAUACAAACCAUUCGAGCCUCUGGCACAGAUAGUAUACAGGCGGGUAGAUUCUCCGCCUAUCGUCAGUAGGGUGACAGACAAAGAGACACCAAUCAACCUGUCCUAUGGAGCCUCCACAGUAGAUAGCAGGCUUCCAGUGACCAUAGCCCCAGUUAUCAGCAAUGGGGGGACCAUGCUCUCAGAGCUGACAGGGGCCGUGGACCUGUCCACCUCAAGACCCCUUAGGGCCAUGGUGGCUCUGUCCGGCACCAGCCCUGUUGUGGUGACCACUGUCGUAGACGAUGAUGGGAUGCCCAUAGAUCUGACAGCUGGGAGAAAUGUGUGCUGUGACGUCAUCUACAAGCUACCCUUCACAGGGAGCUGUAGGACCCAGCCACCGGUUAUUAGCCAGCCUGACAACCACUUCGGCUACAGAGACGACAACUACCAGUAUGAUCAUGCUGGGGUCUAUGGCAUCAAGGUCUUGAACGGCAAGGCCAUGUCUGAGACCAACCUGGCUGAUGCAGGACACUUCCUCUAUAAUGGAAAGACUGGAUAUGACUAUAACGUAGCCUCGGACAGUGCAAUAGACCUGACAGCUGCUAAAAUAUCAGCAGGUGAAGCUCUAGACUACACUAGUAAAGCUGCUGGGGCGUAUACUGGGAUAUCCACUGCUCCAUAUUCUCAGGUCCCUGCUUAUAGUGUCCUUAGAUCCUCAGACGGUAUGGUAUACUCCUCCAUAGCAGCCCCUGUUCCUUCUACAUAUGCCAUUACCACUCAGCCAGGGUCCAUCUUUAGCACCACAAUACCCCCUACCACCACCCUCCAGGAGCAGCCAGCCCCAGUUCCAUACCCCUACGGCUUCAUCCCCACCACCGACCCUGGCCACCAGAUCAUCAGCCUGGACACUGGCCUGCCCAAGGACCUGCUGCCCAACACUCUGACUGACAUCAUGACUGGCUUCCCUGCCCUGUACUCUGACCAGACCCUGGAGGCAAUCGCAGCCUCUCUGGAGGCCCUGGCCUCGUCGCCCAUGUUCCCCGACCUGGGCGACAGCAAGAUCACCCAGUAUCAGAUGGAGAGGGAGUUCUUGCAGCUGGAGAAGCUGAAGCAACUGUGUCUGGCAGAGGAGCUGGAGUGGGAGAGGCAGGAGAUCCAACGCUACCGCGAGCAGGAGCAGAUCAUGGUGCAGAGGGAGCUGGAGGAGCUACAGGCUCUGAAACAGAAGCUGUUAAUGCAACAGGAAGAGGAGCACCAGGCGCACCUUGUAGCACAGCAGGAGACCUACAACCAGCAGAGGGAACAGCUAGAACAGAUCCAACAGCUCCAGGUGCAGCUACAGCACCAGCUAGAGGAGCACUACGGUACCAUAGGAUCCUCAGACAACCUGCUAGAGGCACAGUAUGCAGGGGUGGGGGAUAACGGUCAAUACUGGCCUGUUAGGGAUGAGUCCACCACCUCAUCCACUGUCACCCAGCUAAUGGGUGGGGUGCAGUAUGUGACCAGUGAGGGUCAGAGAGAGGGUGGAGGUCAGGACCAGCUGCAGCUCAGUAGGAAACAGCCAGCAGGGUCUAAGCAGCCUGGUGACCAGGGGUAUGGUACAGGGGUGGUAGGGAAGAGGAUAGUGGACAGUGGGGUCCAGACAGACGAUGAGGACUCAGUAGACAGGACAUAUGUGGGGAGGAGGAAGAGGAACAACAGGAGGGGUGUAGACAGCAGUGUUCAGACUGAUGAUGAGGAGGACCAGGAGGAUGAGUGGGACAUGCCAACCAGGUCACGGCGGCGCUCCCGCUCCAGCAAGCACAGCGGCGAGGGAAAACACGGUGGCGCUAAGGUCUCCAGCAUCGCCAUCCAGACUGUGGCAGAGAUCUCUGUCCAGACCGACCACUCUGGGAGCAUCAAAUGCCCCGGCAUCCAGAUCGACACUAAGGUGGAGAUCAUCAAACACAUCUCAGCCCCAGAGAACUCUCAGAGAGGAGGCAGCCUCAGCUGCCAGACAGACACGGACCCCAGGCGCCACUCGCCCGUAGAGGUGGGCUACAGCGCCUACCUGAAGGCAGACCUUGCCCCCAAGUCCCCCAAGGUGCUUUACUCUCCCGUGUCCCCCCUGUCCCCGAGUAAGGCCAUGGAGGGAGGGCAGAAGAGGCUGACCACUGACCCAUCCAGGUUUUCCUCCGGCCCUAGGAUGCUGAAGCCUGGAAAGAAGUCUCUGCCUGACACCAAGUCUCUCAGCCCCACCACCGAGGACAGGAUAGGCUACCACUACUCAAACAGCUACUCUGGCCAGGGCUCUCCAUCAGGCACUGGAAAGAAGGUGAAGAGGACCCUUCCCAACCCUCCCCCGGAGGAUGACCCUCUGACUGGCCCGUCAGGCUACAGCACCAACUCAGCGCGCCGACGGCUCGGCCGUCACACCACCAUGGCCCGGGCCAAGAUCCUGCAGGACAUCGACAAGGAGCUGGAUCUGGUGGAGAGAGAGUCAUCCAAGCUCCGCAGGAAACAGGCCGAGCUAGACGAGGAGGAGAAGGAGAUUGAUGCCAAGCUGAGGUACCUGGAGAUGGGCAUCAACCGUCGUAAGGAUGCCCUGCUGCAGGAGAGGGAGAAGAGGGAGAGGGCCUACCUGCAGGGUGUGGCUGAGGAGAGAGACUACAUGUCGGACAGUGAGGUCAGCAACAUCAGGGAGACCAGAGGGAGCAGCCACGGCCUGGAGAGACCCAGGACAGCUCCCCAGUCAGAGUUCGACCAGUUCAUUCCCCCUCAAACUGAGGCUGACUCCCAGUACUCCACUCUGACCAGUCCCUACUCCCACUACGCCCAGUAUAUCCCCCAGACCCAGGCCACCAGCCACUACCCCCAGCAGACCCUGUACCAGCAGCACCCCUACCAGAGUCAGUCAGUCUACUCCUCUGUGCCCAGCCUGUCCUACCCCCAGGCCUCCCACUCCCACCAGCAGACCCAGUCCUCAGGCUACCAGUCCAAGAACACCACCAACUACGAGGUGAUCCGGAACCAGCCUAUGAUCAUCGUACCCUCCUCCAGCGAGGGGGGGUAUGGCGUGGGGAAGUACGGCAGCCUGGAACUGAGGAUGGGCCUGGAGGAGAGGAGCAUGGCCUCCAGCCCCAUGUCUAGUAUAUCUGCUGAGUCUUUCUACGCUGACAUCGACCACCACAAUGCCAGGAACUAUGUUCUGAUAGAGGACAUAGAGCAGCUGACUAAAGGCUCUACAGUGCUGGGCUCUGCAGGGCUGGGCUCAGGGUUCAGUCUGCCUGUUAAGGACCUGUCUAAGGCUGACAGGCUGCUCCGGGCUGCUGAGGCCAGGCGCACUGCAGAGGUUGCAGAGUUCCUUGGUAACUCGCGUUUGCAUAGCUACGGUAAAGGAGAGGAGGACUCUAUGGAGGAGCCCUAUGAGCUGAAGCUCCUGAAGCAACAGAUAAAGCAGGAGUUUAGACGAGGGACAGAGGGUCUGGAGCACCUCUCAGGCCUGGGCAUGCCCCAGUACCUUCCCACUGACCCCAGCUACAGACACUUCCCUAAGGCUGACAAGUACAGCAUCAGCCGGCUGACUCUGGAGAAACAAGCUGCUAAGCAGCUCCCUGCCGCUGUGCUCUACCAGAAACAGAUAAAGAACCAGAAAAAGGCAGCCCUGUUGGACCCCAAGAUAACCAAGUUCUCCUCCAUCCAGGAGAGCAGAGUCCUGGAGCCGGACUACAGCAGCUUCCUGGGCUCUGGAGCCUCGUCUGUCACCAACCUGUCCACGCGAGCCAGACUGCUCCAGGAUGAGAUCACCUUUGGCCUGAGGAAGAACCUGUCUGAGCAGCAGAAGUUUCUGGACUCCUCCCUGGGAUCUAACCUGGCUGGCUCUGUGGGCCAGAACCUGGGCCAGUCCCUUGACCUGGAGGGACCCACCAUGAGGUCUACCCUACAGGACGACACCACCUACCCCAGCAGCACGCGCUCUCGCCCCUCCUCCCGACCCAACUCCCGCCCCACUUCCGUCUAUGGCCUGGAUCUGUCCAUCAAACGGGACCUGUCCAGCUCCUCUCUCAGGCUGAAGAGCGAGGGAGAGGCAUUGGACGCAGCGUUCGGCUCGGGGGUGGCCAGGACCAAGCCCACCAGCCUGCCUAUCAGCCAGAGCCGCGGGCGCAUCCCCAUCGUGGCCCAGAACUCAGAGGAGGAGAGCCCUCUGAGCCCUGUGGGAGAGCCCAUGGGCAUGGCCAGAGCCUCAGCCGGCCCUCUACCCCCCAUCUCAGCUGACUCCAGAGACCAGUUUGGCUCAAGCCACUCCCUGCCGGAGGUCCAGCAGCACAUGAGGGAGGAGUCCAGGGCUACACGGGGAAAUAGUGGGGUCUACGACAGAGACAUAGCCUUCAUCAUGGACGACCUGGGGGGAGCCAUGUCUGACAGCGAAGCCCUAACUGACUCCAUGCUGACACUGAACAGAGAUGAUCCCAGAAUCUUUCAUGAGAGUAUCAGACACGCCGGAGGCCCCAACUGGAACAUAGAAGCGUACCACCUGAGGAGGGAGGACACUGACUGGUUUGAUAAGCCUGCAGAGAGACAACAUCGGGAAAACGGACAGCCUCUGGACAGGAGACAGAUUAAGCUGAUUCCCUAUGUGUUCCCUCACACCCGGCUCAAACUGCAGAGAGACCCCAAGGACACCAGUGUCUCAGGGAAUGGCCUGGGGAUCCGUGUGGUGGGAGGAAAGGAGAUUCCUGGGAGUCGUGGCGAGAUAGGAGCCUACAUGGCCAAGGUUACGCCCGGAGGAGUGGCCGAACAGACAGGGAAAGUGGUGGAAGGAAUGCAGGUGUUGGAGUGGAACGGGGUUCCUCUGAUGGGGAAGACUUACGAGGAGGUGCAGUGCAUUAUGGGUCAGCCGUGUGCAGAGACUGACCUCUGUGUGAGACUUGACCUGAACAUGCUGUCUGACCCUGAGCAUCCCCAGGCCCUGGAGAACCAUGCCCAGCUGAAGCCUGGUGACAGGCAGUGUUCGCCAGGAGUGGACCCUAAGCAGCUGGCUGCAGAGCUGCAGAAGGUUUCCCAACAGCAGGCCCCUGGGAUGGGGAUGGGGGUAGGAAUGGGGGUGGGGGGGCCAGGAGGAGUAGGGGUCCUCUCUGCCCUGGACCGCUCAGCUCUGUUACACUCAGGCAAUGCAUCGGCCAGCUCUAGUGCUGUCCCCAGCCCCGGCCAGCCUGCCUCCCCAGCCAUCAACAAGAAACAACGCCACAGCGCCAAGUCGGCAGCAGAUGUUCAAGUGCUAAAGCCUCAGCCUCAUCCUAUAACAGGAGAAAUACAGCUCCAGAUCAACUACGACAGGAACCUGGGGAACCUGAUAGUGCAUGUCCUCCAGGCCAGGAACCUGGCUCAGAGAGACCCCAACAGAUACUCUGACCCCUUCGUCAAGGUCUACCUCCUACCAGGGAGAGGACAAGUCAUGGUAGUCCAGAACGCAAGUGCUGAGAACAAGAGGAGGACCAAGCACGUCCAGAGGAGUCUGAACCCAGAGUGGAACCAGACCGUCAUCUACAAGAACAUACACCUGGAACAGCUGAAGAAGAAGACUCUGGAGGUGACAGUUUGGGAUUAUGACAAAUCUUCCUCCAAUGACUUCCUGGGUGAAGUGUUGAUAGAUCUGUCUAACACAUCCCAGCUGGACAACACUCCUCGCUGGCUGUCUCUGAAGGAGCAGAGUGAGAGCAUUGAGCAUAGCAGAGCUCACCACACCGCCCAGGGGCCUGGGGGGCCAGGAGCAGGGGCAGGGCCGGGACAGGGGCCCAUAGCGGGGCAAGGACCAGGCAAGGACAUGGGGCCAGGGAUAGGACAAGGACAAGGCCUAAUGCAAGGACAGGGACAGGGGAAGGGGCAGGGGCAGAUGGAGGAGUGCCAUGAGUCCCCCAAGAACUCUGUGAUAAAGAGCAGAAGCCACGGGAUCUUCCCUGACCCAGCAAAAGACAUACAGAUGGUGACUCUAGAGAAGUCCCACAGUAGUCCCGGCAGCUCUAAGUCAUCGUCAGACGGCCAGCUUCCUUCUCACGGUCCGUCCCGCAGCCAGAGCAAGAGCAGCGUCACGCAGGCCCACCUGGAGGAUGCCGGGAUAGCUAUAGCUGCCGCCGAGGCCGCUGUGCAACAAGCCCGCCUCCAACCAAGACCAGGCCACAGGUUGGGAGAUGUGUCGGGGCCGGUGGUGUCCUCAGCCCCCAAUCUGGUGGAGGGGUAUGGGGGUCUGGAUGGAGAAGGGGGGGCUGGCACAGGGGUCGACAGCGCCAUUUUCCAGGUCCCACGCAUGGGGAAGACCAUCCCCAACAGCACUGACAAGGCUAGAGGACUGCCACUCUCGCUAUCAGACAAUGAGGGGGGUGGGGGUAAGACCCAGAUGAUGGGGGAGAUCAAGGUGGCCCUGAAGAAGGAGGUGAAACAAGAGGGAGACCAGCUGGUCCUGGAGGUCCUACAGUGUAGAAACAUCACUUACAAGUUCAAGAGCCCAGACCACCUACCAGAUCUCUAUGUGAAGCUGUACGUGGUGAACGUGGCGACUCAGAAGAGGAUCAUCAAGAAGAAGACCAGAGUGUGUCGUCACGACAGAGAACCCUCCUUCAACGAGACCUUUAGGUUCAGCCUCAACCCCACCGGACACUCCCUGCAGUUGUUCCUGGUGUCUAACGGGGGUAAGUUUAUGAAGAAGACCCUGAUAGGAGAGGCCUACAUCUGGCUGGACAAGGUGGACAUGAGGAAGAGGGUGGUCAGCUGGCACAAGCUGCUGGUCAAUUCCACACACAACCAGUCCUGAGAGUUCAACUUGAGGGCACAGAGAGGUCAACCAGAGGUCAGUGAAGG